AUGUGUUGCGGAAACGCUGAAUGGAAGAGAGAAGAGGUGCCGGAUCACAAAUUCGACUUCAUUGACGUCCGUGACUACUGGACGAAUGGGUUCUUGACCCGAUUGAGGUGAGUGUGGGGGAAGCCCUGUGCCCGCUUUGAACUCACCCGACCGAGGCAAUGCUGAUACACGCGUUCUUGUGUUACAGGUACGGCAUCCUGUACCUGCUGGUAGCCAAGUCAAUCGCGGUGUACAUCGCCGAUAUCUACACUGCGAUCACGCUGCUUGCACUGAAUCAUUUUGCCGGAUCGCUCUACCAGAUCGCUCAAGAUGGCGGCAACGAUAGUUGGAGCGUUCCUUUGGUGUACGGUAAAUGGGUGUUCUUAGGAUGCAUUCUCUUUGGUUUCUUGCUGUUGGCCUACGAAGCCCACAAGGCUAGGGCAGUCAUUCGCAGCAGAGAUAUCAGCUACGCCUACACCAACGUCAUGGCCAACAACUACUACAGUCUAAGGUCGUACGAGCACUUUUGCUUCUUUUGUCAGAUCAACAACUCCAAGAAGAAGAAGGACGAGUUCGCUUUCUUCAUCUUCUUCACUUUCAAAGGUAGGUCUUACGUUGAUCAAGUAGCUUAAACACAUCUUGCUGACUUGCGACUCGAACGCGGGCAGGCUGGAAACGUCUUCUCGUCGCUGAUGGCCCAAGACAAGUCAUCAACGCCCUAACGCUGGUUGCUGUCGGCCACAAAGUGCACUGGUCUAGCAACGUGGCGGACUACUACGACAAUAACAUUUGGACUGCAGUGCUACUGCUUACCAUGAUUUUCACGGUCUUGGUCUUUGCUGCCAGCGCCAUCAUGCUGAUCAUCGCUGCUAUCAUGUACGUGCCUCUCAUCUGCUACAUCAAGGGCAACCUGAAGGAGUACUGUUGCCACAAGAUCGACAAACGUAUCGCAGAAUUGGUGCAGAAGAAGAAGAAGCAAAGGCUUGCAAGGCAUGCCGCCAUUGCGCGAGCAGAAGCAGAAGGUGACUUUAGCCAUUUGAAGAACAAGAAGGGAGAAAUCAUCGGCAAGGCGAUGCAACAGCCGACGCUUCCACAAGUGGACGUCGAUCUGUUCGGUGAUGACACCAAGUCUCCGCGCGGAAUGAUCGGCAAUGGGCGCCCUGCAAGUGUCGCUUCAUCUCAAAUACCUUACGGCAUGAGCGAAAAAGGCUUCUACGAUCAGGGCGAAGUGGGUUCGAACGCGCAUCUCGCGAUGAAUGCUGGGGCGCCAGGCUACGCGCCAGGGUAUGGAUCACCAUCAUUGCCGCCUUCUGCGCACACGAGUCCCGACGCGCAUCCAUUGCAUUUCAGAGGCCGGGGCUCGGAUCAACGGCCAGGAAGUCCGUCCGCAGAUGUACUUGCUUCGAUGGGUCCGAUCGGCACUUCACCUGCUUUCUACGCACAACGCGUGACUGGCAGAGGCAAUGGCGGUCACUUGGCAGAGGGCGGCCAUGAAGAUGCAGCCUACUCGCAUGCGGGACCGCACGGACGUUCGCCCUUAUCGCCCGCUUAUCCACCCCCCGAAGCUUACAAUGGGCAGGGUCUUGGCGGUCGUCCUAGCGCAAGGUCUGAUAGCGCCAGACAGCACGCAAACUAUGCCGACUACCCACCCGACUCAGCAGGCCUUGGACCCGCCGGUAAUGGCCCUGCAGAUUUGAGCGCUUUUGCUCCGUACGAUGAUCGAUCGGCUCGCGGCCCGAGCCCAGUCCCUUCUUAUGGACCGGCGGAUGUCCUCAACAUGUACACCCACGAAGAACAGCACAACGGACAACUCAAUACAGGUAUUCACGGCAAUCGUUCGCAGCAACCUUCCGCGAUGGGCGAGUGGGACCAGUAUCAUGACGGUCUCGAUACCCCUCGCGGAGAUGUAGGAGCUUCGAACGGUGGCUACCUGCACGAAGGCAGCACAGCGGUGCAGGAUGCCCAGUAUGCCGGCUACGACGAGGCUCAGGCCGCGCAAUGGGAUGCUUACGAUCAAAUGGCGCAGCAAGAGCAAGCAGAUCAUGGCGCCUAUCAGCAGGAUCCAGGUCAGCAGCAACAAUACUCUCAUGCCCAAUUUGGCGGUCAUCAGCACGGACAGUGGGAGCAAGGGUACCAACAGGGCGACGAUGGUUACUAUCAUCAUCAAGGUGGACACGUCCAGACAUCCGCACAUCAUGCGCAGCAAGAUUCUCAAAGCUACCGCUCACGAUGA
Molecule: messenger RNA, 2212 nt
Organism: Ceraceosorus bombacis
Lineage: Eukaryota; Fungi; Basidiomycota; Exobasidiomycetes; Ceraceosorales; Ceraceosoraceae
Source: the annotation of a GenBank genome assembly